Molecule: messenger RNA, 3766 nt
Organism: Cyclopterus lumpus (lumpfish)
Lineage: Eukaryota; Metazoa; Chordata; Actinopteri; Perciformes; Cyclopteridae
Gene: adam19a
Product: ADAM metallopeptidase domain 19a
Exons: 23
Coding region: 81-2978 (965 amino acids)
Biological process (GO): proteolysis
Molecular function (GO): metalloendopeptidase activity
Source: RefSeq, a predicted model, not a curated record
GUCUGCCGCUCGGAGGAGUCAACGGGAGUUGAACACGGCGAGGAAAGGGAGGACGGUCGGCGGUACCGAGGGUCACAGGGAUGUACAGUAAACACAGGCAGAAAAAUGCCCAAUUAUCACCGGCAAAAUGUGGACGGUUGCUCGUGUUUGUUUAUUUCCUGUUGCUGAACGGCACGCUGGACCAAGCCCGCGGCAGCUCCGCAGAACAAGGUAAGAGGAGCCGCCGAGCCCUCAAACUUCUGCCAGCGACGGUGACGGCGCAGUGGCUCUCUCAAGACCGAAGCAAGAGGGAGGCCGGAACCUGCACACAGGAGGAGCACCCAGUCAGAGGGGAAAUAGCACUCUCAUCCAAAGACCUCCAGCUGGUGCUACAAGUGGAACGUAAUCACGAGCUCUUGGGUCCAGACUUUACAGAGACCUACUACACAGGAGACGGGCAGCCGGUGACUGUGGCCAACAGCAAUUACACUGAUCACUGCUUCUACCACGGCCAUGUGAGGGGACAUCCAGAGUCCUGGGUCGCUCUCAGCACUUGCUCAGGAGUCAGGGGCCUGAUAUCCUUGAAUUCCAGUGACACCUACUACCUGGAGCCAAUCAGUGGUGUUGAUCCUCUCCACCAUUCACUGAGGAGCGCAGAGGAACUGCCAAUUAAAGGUGGACACUGUGGGCACGGCCAUCACACCACACAGUCCAACCACAUCUCCAACCUGCUCAGACAAUUUCAUUCAAGGGUUAAAAGGAACGCCUGGGGGACAACCAAGUACAUGGAGCUGUACAUAGUGGCUGAUAACACACUGUUCAAACGGCAGAAUAAGGACUAUGAAAAGACCAAGACGAGGAUAAUGGAAAUUGCCAAUUAUGUGGAUAAGUUCUACAGGGCUCUGAACAUCCGCGUGCCUCUCAUCGGCCUGGAGGUUUGGACCGACAGGGAUCAGUGUAUCGUCACCGAGGAGCCCAACGCCACCCUGUGGUCCUUCCUCCAGUGGAGACAAAAGCUGAAGUCUCGCAAGAAACACGACAACGCCCAGCUGCUGACCGGUGUGAUUUUCAAGGGGACCACUAUUGGGAUGGCACCACUGGAGGGGAUGUGCAGCCUGGAAAACUCUGGAGGCAUCAACGUGGACCAUUCGGAGCUGCCCAUCGGCGCCGCGGCCACCAUGGCCCACGAGAUCGGCCACAACUUCGGCAUGAGCCACGACCACGACGGCUGCUGCGUGGAGGCCAGCGCCGAGCAGGGGGGCUGCGUGAUGGCCGCCGCCACCGGGCAUCCGUUCCCACGCGUCUUCAGUCGCUGCAGCAAACGUGACCUGGACAGCUACUUCCAGAAGGGAGGGGGCAUGUGUCUCUUCAACAUGCCCAACAUGAAGGACCUGGUGGGGGGCAAGAAGUGUGGUAACGGCUUCGUGGAGGACGGAGAAGAGUGUGAUUGUGGAGAACCGGACGAAUGCACCAAUGAUUGCUGCAAUGCCAAUAAUUGCACCUUGAAGGAGGAGGCUCAGUGUGCUCAUGGAGUGUGCUGCGAGGGCUGCAAAUUGAAGCAGGCGGGGACCAUGUGCCGGGGGCCAGCGGGGGCCUGUGACCUACCAGAGUACUGCACCGGGGCCUCUCCUUACUGCCCCGCCAACGUCUACCUGCUGGACGGCUCCUCCUGCCAGUACGGGGUGGCCUACUGCUACAACGGCAUGUGCCUCACCCACGAGCAGCAGUGCCUGCAGCUGUGGGGCUACGGAGCCCGACCAGCCCAUGACGCCUGCUUUGAAGAUGUCAAUGCAGCAGGGAACGCCUUUGGGAACUGUGGGAAAGAUGAACCCGGCAACUACAUGAAGUGUGAGAAAAAGGAUGCAAAGUGUGGUAAGAUCCAGUGCCACAGUGCUGCCAAGAAGCCCAAAGGCACCAACGCCGUGUCCAUCGACACCACCAUCAAGACGGGCGGCGUUGAGGUGAAGUGCCGCGGCACCUACGUCUACAGCACCCAGGACGGCCAGGGGGACCUGCCCGACCCCGGCCUCGUCAUGACCGGCACCAAGUGUGGAGAGGGCAAGGUGUGCAGAGACCGCCGAUGCCAAAAUGCCUCUUUUACCGAGCUGGAGACUUGCAUCGCACGCUGUCACGGCAGAGGGAUGUGUAACAGUAAUAGGAACUGUCACUGUAAUCGCGGCUGGGCCCCACCCUUCUGUGAGAAGCCAGGACUCGGCGGCAGCGUGGACAGCGGACCUAUCCAGUACGACAGUCAAGUGGGGCUGGUGGUGGGGCUGCUGUUUGCCUUCUUGGUGGUCCUGCCUGCAGUGCUGCUGCUCUUCUACUGCUACAGGAUCAAGACAUCCUAUUACCACAAGUGGCUUUCCCAGAGAGAGAAGAACAAGAGCAACAGAACGGAGGCAUCAGUGGAGAAAGGGAAGAACGGCCAUCUCAAUCCUGCCUUUCACCUGAAGGUGGUCGGACCAAUCAACAAAGCCAGCAGCCACAAGGGGCUGCCUCACACAAGCAAAGAGGUCCUGCCUCUCAGACCGGGCCCUUCGCCGAAUGGCACCCAGCCAGUCAACAUUGUACGACCUCUGAGACCCGCCCAGUCUCCCCAUGGUGGUCCCCGGGGUCUCAAGGUGGUUCGCCCGCCUCUGCCAGCUGGCAAGCCCCCAGCAGCCCCACCUAAAUCCCCCUCAACCCCACAUAGACUGAGCCCGCCCAAGAAACCUCUGCCCCUCAACCCGACACGAUCUCCACUGUUAGUGUCUGAGCUCAGACCGUCCCCCUUCCCUCCUCAGAGGCCUCUCCCCCUCAGCCCAGCCAGAGGAGCCUCCCCCACAGUGAGUCCAGCUCGGACCCUGGUCGCCAAGCCCUCCCCGGGUCUGCUGGUCAUGAUGCCCCCGGCAGUGGGACCCAAACCUGUGGGCAAAGUCUCAGCCAUCCCCCCUCUCAGAGCUCUCAGACCGGUCCCAGGUGCCAAAGCAAACACAGCCUCGCCUCCGCCACGAAAAUGACCUUCUCCUCCAGCCUCCAGCCUCCAGCCUCAGCACCUGACAGCCUAUUUGCACUAAAGAGACCUUGGCCGGUAAACCAGAGAGCUGUCACACAAACCAGAGGAGGACGAACACAAAGUUCAAACCUGAGACACGAAAGAACAAACAGGAGUCUUACCAUUUCAGACUCCAAGAUGAAACCCCCCUCUCAUCUCCACUUUGAUCCCCCCCUCCCUUCUUUCUCCCCCUCCUCCUCCCAGCGCGCUAACAUUCACCACGACGACGCGGUUUUGCACGGAGGCCUUGCAGACUGAGACAAGUGUUAUCGCUGGGGGACGGUCACAUUUGCCAAAUGAAUUUUUUUACGGAUUAUUGUUUUUUUGUUCUUUUAUAUGUUAAUGCUGUCUGCGUAUAAACAAUGCAUUUUGUAAUGACUGUUGUUCUGUUUACAGUUUGUGUUACGUCACGUUUUAUGAUUUAUGUUACGUGCCAAAGAGGUCUCUUCAUACCUGGGGUGUGUCCCGAACGCUUGAAAAUCUUAAGUUUACCACAAGUCAACUCCUCCAUACUUUUAGAUUUGAUAAUUUAUUGUGUUGUAUGUGGAACGUCUAAAGUACAAAUCUGGAGAUACAGUGGCCUAUCUGGGGGAGCCAAUCACACAGCAGCUUCUUUUCAACCCUGUUUACAUGGGGGAGGAUUCGAUGCGUGGGACUUGCAGGACACCCCCCCGGUCGCUCAUAUUGAUUUGAAUGUCUUUCGCUGUGUGUUAUGACUUUUAAAUUGUUACAUAAAAUAUUUUUACAAAACUA